Molecule: messenger RNA, 1464 nt
Organism: Aspergillus terreus NIH2624
Lineage: Eukaryota; Fungi; Ascomycota; Eurotiomycetes; Eurotiales; Aspergillaceae
Exons: 2
Coding region: 1-1464 (487 amino acids)
Biological process (GO): carbohydrate metabolic process
Molecular function (GO): beta-glucosidase activity
Source: RefSeq, a predicted model, not a curated record
AUGGAUCUAGCGGCUGUCCAGGAUGUGAAAGAUGCCCUACGCAGUGACUUCUUUCAUGGGUACGCUACGGCGGCAGCACAGGUCGAGGGAGCCUGGAAUCGGGACGGAAAAGGCCCGUCGAUCUGGGACACGUUCGGCCAUACCCAAGGCAAGGUCAAAGACGGCAGCAAUGCCGACGACGCAGUGCGCUCCUACGAUCUAUACAAGGACGAUGUUGCACUGAUGAAGACUUACGGCGUCAAUGCCUACCGAUUCUCGCUCUCUUGGUCCCGCAUCAUUCCUCAGGGAGGUCGCGAUGACCCCAUCAACGAAGCAGGUCUUCAGUACUACUCCAACCUCAUCGACGAGCUACUCCGCAACGGCAUCACCCCGUUCGUAACUCUCUUCCACUGGGACGUCCCGCAGGCCUUGGAAGACCGCUACGGCGGCAUGCUGGACCAGACCCAGUUCGUACCGGACUUUGUACGCUACGCAUGGGUCUGCUUCGAGCGCCUGGGGCCCAAAGUUCACCAUUGGAUCACCUUCAAUGAGCCGGGUGUCUACGCUCUCGCUGGGUAUGCCGCCGGCGUGCACGCUCCGGCUCGAUCGUCGUUCCGUGAUCUCAACGCCGAGGGGGACUCGUCCACCGAGCCCUUCACCGUCGGUCACACACAGCUCGUGGCCCACGGGCACGUCUCACGGCUCUACAAGGCCACCUUCCAGGCGGAUCAAAAAGGCACCAUUGGUAUCACCCUGCACGGCAACUGGUCCGAGCCGUGGGACGAGACUUCGUCGCUGGACCAGGCGGCGGCGGAGCGCGCGCGCGAGUUCGAAAUCGCCUGGUUCGCCGACCCGCUGUACCGCACUGGUGAUUACCCAGCGUCGAUGCGCGCGCAGCUCGGCGAUCGUCUGCCGCGAUUCACGGCAGAGGAGUCGCAGCUUGUACUGGGGAGCAGCGAGUUUUACGGCAUGAACACGUACACGUCGUUCUUUGUGCGCCACAAGGACACACCUGCGGACAUCAACGACCACAAGGGCAACGUCAUCGUCUCGGAUGAGAACUGCCACGGGGUGUCGCGUGGUGCCGAGUCGGACACUCACUGGUUACGGUAUUCGCCCUGGGGCUUCCGUAAGCUGCUCAAUUGGAUCUACUCGCGGUACCACAUGCCGAUCUAUGUGACGGAGAACGGGACCACGGCGAAGGGUGAACAUGGUCCGCCGCCGACCACCGGGGUCCUGAACGACCCGUUCCGGAUUCAGUUUUUCGAGGGGUAUGUGGGCGAGCUGGCACGGGCCGUCAAGUUCGACGGGGUUGAUGUGCGGUCGUACUUUGCGUGGACUUUUACGGAUAACUGGGAAUGGGCUGCUGGGUAUACUGAUCGGUUUGGAAGCACGUUCAUCGACUUUGAGUCCCCUGAGAAAACGCGGUAUCCAAAACAGUCCGCGUAUUAUCUGCAGAAGCUGUUUACGCAUUUGAUUAGAUAG